AUGAUGCAAAAUGUCCAUCUGGCUCCUGAGAACGAUGAAGAUGAUCUCUAUUCUGGCUACAAUGAUUAUAAUCCCAUGUUUGAUACAGAGGAUUUAGAAAACGAUGUAGCUUUUCAACAGGCAGCAAGAACAAGUCAUGGAAGAAGACCCCCUGUGACAGCCAAAAUUCCUGGCUCAGCAAGUUCAAGACCUUUAGCUACUGGAUUUGGGCCAAAGACAACUUUACCUUCAUCUAUGGGAAGACCAAUGACAGGAGGUAUACAGGAUGGGGUUUCUCGACCAAUGACAGCAGUGCAAGCUGCAGGUUAUACUAAGGCAGCUAUGAGAGGUUCUUCAUUUGAUCCUCUUGGCCAAGCAAGAGGUCCUGCUCCACCUCUGGAAAAGAAAAAUUCAGACAGUCCAGAAGAGAAGUUGAGGCAGUUGGAAAAAAAAGUGAAUGAACUGGUUGAAGAAAGCUGUGUUGCCAACAGCUGUGGAGACUUGAAAUUGGCUCUGGAAAAAGCAAAAGAGGCUGGAAGACAGGAAAGAGAAUUGCUGAGACAACGUGAACAAAUUACUCCUCCAGAAAAUAUCAACUUAGACCUCACUUACUCAGUUCUUCUCAAUCUGGCCAGUCAGUAUGCUGCUAAUGAAAUGUAUGCUGAAGCACUGACUACUUACCAAGUCAUAGUGAAGAAUAAGAUGUUCACCAGUGGAGGUAUACUGAAGGUAAAUAUGGGAAAUAUAUAUUUAAAACAGCGGAACUAUUCCAAAGCUAUCAAAUUCUACCGUAUGGCUCUAGACCAGAUUACUAGUGCCCACAAAGAGAUGAGGAUGAAAAUAAUGGAAAAUAUUGGAGUUGCAUUUAUUAAAACUGGCCAAUACGUUGAUGCCAUUUCUUCAUUUGAAGAUAUAAUGAGCAUAUCCCCAAACCUGAAGGCAGGCUUCAACUUGAUCCUAUGUUAUUUUGCUAUUGGAAAUGGUGAGCAAAUGAAGAAAGCCUUCAAAAAACUGAUUGCAGUUCCUUUGGAAGUAGAUUUUGAUGACAAAUACAUUUCAUUAAAUGAUGAUCUACAUACCAAUUUACUGCUCGAAGCCAUUAAAAAUGACAGUAUAAGUCAAAUGGAACGUGAGAGGAAAUCCAUGGCAGAGGAAUACAUCAUGACGGCUGCUAAACUCAUUGCACCAGUAAUUGAGACAUCUUUUGCAGUAGGCUAUGACUGGUGUGUCGAUGCGGUAAAAGCUUCCCACUAUGUAGAGUUAGCCAAUGACCUGGAAAUAAAUAAAGCCACUACUUACUUGAGGCAGCAGAAUUUUAACCAGGCACUGGAGACUUUGAAAAUGUUUGAAAAAAAGGAUAGCAGAGUAAAGAGUGCAGCUGCAACAAACCUUUCAUUCCUUUAUUAUUUGGGGAAUGAAUUGGCACAAGCAACUAACUAUGCAGAUUUAGCUGUAAAUUCUGAUAGGUAUAAUCCAGCAGCUCUAACUAACAAAGGAAAUACUGUUUUUGCAAAUGGAGACUAUGAAAAAGCAGCUGAAUUUUAUAAGGAAGCUCUCAGGAAUGAUUCCUUAUGCACUGAAGCACUUUAUAACCUUGGUUUAGCGUACAAGAAGUUAAACAGGAUAGACGAAGCUUUGGAUUUUUUGCUGAAACUCCAUGCAAUCCUUCCAAAUAGUGCCCAAGUCCUUUACCAGAUAGCAAGCAUAUACGAGAUCAUGGAAGAUCCCAAUCAAGCCAUAGAGUGGCUCCUGCAGUUGAUCAGUGUAGUACCAACUGAUCCACGUGUACUUUCAAAGCUAGGGAAAUUAUAUGAUAAUGAAGGUGAUAAAUCCCAAGCUUUUCAUUAUUACUAUGAGUCAUACCGGUAUUUCCCUUCAAACAUUGAGGUCAUUGAAUGGCUUGGAGCAUAUUAUAUUGACACCCAGUUUUGUGAAAAAGCCAUUGAGUACUUUGAAAGAGCAGCACUUAUCCUGCCAACACAAGUGAAGUGGCAGCUGAUGGUUGCAAGUUGCUACAGGAGAAGCGGUAACUACCAGAAAGCUCUAGAGAAAUACAAAGUCAUUCACAGAAAAUUCCCAGAGAAUGUUGAAUGCCUCCGAUUUUUAGUUCGUCUCUGCACAGAUAUGGGGCUGAAAGAAGUCCAGGAAUAUAUAACAAAGCUCAAGAAAGUGGAAAAAUUAAAAGAAAUAAGAGAGCAGCGCAUUAAGUCUGGCAGAGAUGGCAGUGCACGUAACCGCAGAGAAGGAGGUGGUGACAGUGGUGGUACCAAAGGGGAAAGACUGAGUGCCAAACUAAAAGCUUUGCCUGGAACAAAUGAACCCUAUGAAAGUAGAAGCAGUAAAGAAAUAGAUGCCUCCUACAUAGAUCCACUUGGCCCACAAGCAGAAAGACCAAGAACAGCAGCAAGAAAAAGAACUGAGGAAGAUGACUUUGCUGAUGAAGAACUAGGAGAUGAUCUGCUUCCAGAAUAGCAUAUGGGCCACUCAACAUUUUUUUUAAUCCCUGUAAAAGUUUUAGCUGAAAAACUUUCAUUCAUUAUGAUUUUGUAGUAGAUUUUGAUAAAUUAUUUGGGAAAUAUUUUGGAUAUAUGGUACCUUAUAUUAAAAACCUGUAUUUGAAA
Messenger RNA from Manacus vitellinus (golden-collared manakin), 2600 nucleotides. It is a transcript of the gene IFT88, whose product is annotated as intraflagellar transport 88. The record is from RefSeq and is a predicted model, not a curated record. Gene Ontology annotation, molecular function: kinesin binding. Gene Ontology annotation, cellular component: non-motile cilium; centriole; ciliary base. The transcript has 25 exons. The coding region runs from base 1 to 2451 and encodes 816 amino acids. Gene Ontology annotation, biological process: kidney development; inner ear receptor cell stereocilium organization; non-motile cilium assembly. Lineage: Eukaryota; Metazoa; Chordata; Aves; Passeriformes; Pipridae.